Molecule: messenger RNA, 1134 nt
Organism: Nakaseomyces glabratus
Lineage: Eukaryota; Fungi; Ascomycota; Saccharomycetes; Saccharomycetales; Saccharomycetaceae
Gene: RRG1
Product: Rrg1p
Source: RefSeq, a predicted model, not a curated record
AUGAUUACACAUUUCUGUGAGUUAGCAGCUCAUAGAAACUAUGUGUUGGCCCUGUAUAGACACUCUUUGCGGAAUGUCUCCAGAAUAAAUUCCGGUUUUGUGAAGCAUAAAAUGAAGAAGGUUAUAACUAAUGAAGCCCGAAAACACAAGAAUGAUAAGUCCAGCUGGUCUAUAUACAGAAGACUUAAGGAGCUAAAGUUAUUAAGUGACAAGCUAGAGGAUGAUCAAGUAAAUGACGCCUAUAAUUUGCUGGAUAGCUUCAUGAAAUCUGUUAAGAAGCCCAAAAAUGAGUUGAAAGGCCAUUUAAUGAAGAUAAGAACUGAGAUUGAAACUAACAAAAACAUACAAGAUAAGACCAGGUUGACAAGGUUAAAUUUAUUACAUCGAUAUAUCGCAAAGAAACAACAAAAUCAAUUGCUAACUAAGCAUAUUCCAGAUGAAUACAAAGAAAAGUUACUUCUACCGUUAGCCUUGCAUGAAAAAGGUAUACUUCGAUUGGCAGCUAUAAGGAACCAGUUCAAGAAGGGAGGAUAUCACGCAAAGCUUUCAUUCACGAUGGCGGGCAAAACCAGGAUUUGGUUUAUUAGAUCAAUGCUCAACAAGAGGAAGAAACAGUCCUUGCGCCUACGAAAUCUAAUUACCUCGGAAAAGAGGAGGUACUUGGAAGUGUGUAAAAUAGUAGAAUCAUUGAAUGAAAAUGCAAAUUGGGCUCUUCAUGAAGCUAUAUGGGAACGUUAUUUAGAUGAUGGCUAUCUACAUGCAACAUCUUCAAAAGGCUAUUUGAAAAUGGUGGAAAUCGAAGAUAAUAGCGUUAAAUUGCAAAACCAAAACGAUUCCAAAGUGGUAAAAUGUCAACGUCUCCAACAAUGGCUAAGUCCAAUACAGUCUUCUAUACUAAGUUUGGAAAACUAUUUGAACCAAAGACAGAUGAAAUAUGCUAAGCUAAAGACAAAAAUCCUGGAACCUAAAGGUGUCUAUGACUACUAUCAAAAAAAAUCCAAGCGUGUCUUCCAAAAUCAUAUGAAAACAUAUAAAAGAAUGGUUAAAAACGAGCUCCCGUUUGUCAAUCCCUUCAUUGAAAGGCUGUCAAUAGGCUCAAUACUGAAAAGAAAUGGGAUUAAUGUAAAAUACUGA